This is a messenger RNA of Mucor mucedo, 2667 nucleotides long. RefSeq names its product 6-phosphofructokinase. NCBI's taxonomy places the organism in Eukaryota, Fungi, Mucoromycota, Mucoromycetes, Mucorales, Mucoraceae. The record is from RefSeq and is a predicted model, not a curated record. The transcript is spliced from 3 exons. Gene Ontology annotation, molecular function: 6-phosphofructokinase activity; ATP binding; fructose-6-phosphate binding. Gene Ontology annotation, biological process: fructose 1,6-bisphosphate metabolic process; fructose 6-phosphate metabolic process; canonical glycolysis. Gene Ontology annotation, cellular component: 6-phosphofructokinase complex; mitochondrion; cytoplasm. The coding region runs from base 1 to 2667 and encodes 888 amino acids.
AUGACCUCGGAUGUAAUCAUUCGUCUUAUAUUGAAUUUGAGAUGUGUGCCCAAAACAAGACCCAGCGAGGAUAUGGAUUGGAGUUUAAAUGAAUCCGCUUUAGCCUUAUCUGUAUUCGACGUCGGUGCCGUUAAGUCUCAGUUGGACACUUUGGGAUGUGAUUAUCAAGAUAGAUCCAUCAAGUCAUUCAGCGGUACCUUUCAAUUGAUCGAACUUUACACCCUGGAUCCAUUAAACAAUACUGUGAUCUUUGCAAAUAAGCCUGCUUUUCCUAGCCUUUUAAACACUCCUCUAAGUGGUCCUGGUUCUGUUGAAGAAGCCCACAAAAAUAUGGGUCCCAGUAAAAAAAUUGGUGUACUCACAUCUGGUGGUGACGCACCCGGCAUGAAUCCUUGUGUACGUGCAGUUGUACGUUAUGGUAUUUCAAAGGGUUGUGAUGUUUUUGCUAUUUACGAGGGUUAUCAAGGUCUUGUCGAUAAUGGUAUUAAAAAGAUGGAUUGGAAGAGUGUGCGUGGUUAUUUGUCUGUUGGCGGUACUACCAUUGGUACAGCUAGAUGUAUGCCUUUUAAAACGCGUGAAGGUCGUUUACAGGCUGCUGAAAACUUAAUUAAGAGUGGUAUUGACGCAUUGAUCGUCUGUGGUGGUGACGGUUCCUUAACUGGUGCUGAUGUUUUCCGUUCUGAGUGGAGUGGUUUGACUGCAGAACUUUUGGAACAAGAUAGAAUUACUGAAGACGAGUCUAAUUCUUAUACGAGCUUAACCAUUGUUGGUUUAGUCGGCUCAAUUGAUAACGAUAUGUCUUCCACUGAUAUCACCAUUGGUGCUGUAACUUCUCUUCAUCGUAUUUGUGAAGCAGUCGAUUCUAUUGGUACAACAGCUCUAUCUCAUUCACGUGCUUUUGUCAUUGAGGUGAUGGGUCGCCAUUGUGGUUGGUUGGCUCUAGCUGCUGGUAUUGCUACCGGUGCCGAUUUCGUUUUUAUCCCAGAAAGACCACCUACUGGAGAAGACUGGCAAGAGACCUUAUGUGCAGUGGCUCAUCGUCAUCGUAAGCUCGGUAAGAGAAAAACCGUAGUGAUUGUUGCUGAAGGUGCUCUUGACAAAAACUUGAAUCCUAUUAAGGCUGAAGAUAUCAAAGACAUUUUAACUGACCGUCUUGGCCUCGAUACACGUGUAACUACUCUUGGUCAUACUCAACGUGGUGGUGCACCUGCUGCUUUUGAUCGUAUUUUAGCUACUAUUCAAAGUGUAGCAGCUGUAGAUGCUGUUUUACGUUCCACUCCCGACACACCUUCUCCCAUGAUUGGUAUGAGUGCUAACGAGGUUACCAGUGGACCUUUAAUGAAGGCUGUUGAACUCACGCACGAAGUUGCCAAGGCAAUUGGUGAGAAGAAUUUUGCUCGUGCUAUGGAACUUCGUGAUCCCCAAUUCGCUGAAGAAUAUCUUGCUUAUAAUGCGACCACAAUUUUGGACGAUGAUUCCAUGCUCGUCCCCCCUCAUCGUCGUCUUCGUGUUGGUAUUAUUAAUGUCGGUGCUCCUGCCGGUGGUAUGAAUGCUGCAACUCGUACUGCAGUGCGUUAUGCUCUUAAUCGUGGUCAUACACCUUUCGCUAUUCUUAACGGUUUUCCAGGUUUGGCUGCUGGCUCUGUUGAAGAGUUGUCGUGGAUUGGUGUGGAUGGUUGGACUUCUCGUGGUGGUUCCGAGUUAGGUACUACUCGUGCUGUUCCUGGUGAAGCAGUAGAUAUGGGUAUGAUUGCGUAUCAGCUUCAAAAAUUCAACAUUCAAUCCCUUUUGGUUGUGGGUGGUUUUGAAGCAUUCUCGUCUGUCAUUAACUUGGAAGCUGCCCGUCCAAAAUACCCCUCCCUUAACAUCCCCAUCGCGUUAAUAUCUGCUACCGUUUCCAACAACGUUCCUGGUACAGAUUUCUCUCUGGGAUCUGAUACUGCCUUAAAUGCUAUCGUCGACUCCUGCGAUGCUAUUGUUCAAUCGGCUCGUUCAUCACGUCGUCGUGUUUUUGUUGUGGAGGUACAAGGUGGUCGUUCUGGCUAUUUGGCUGUUGAAGCUGGUUUGGCCAGUGGUGCCAGUACUAUCUAUAUUCCUGAAGAAGGUGUGAAUCUUUCUCGUCUUCAAUCCGAUUCUCGCCACCUUAUGGCCAUGUAUAUGGACGAUGCUGCUGAUAAAUCAGAGGGUAGAAUCAUUCUGCGUAACGAAACUGUCAGUAAGACCUACACAACCGAUGUUAUUUCAGAUAUCUUGAAGGAUGAGGGACAUGCUCUUUUCGAUUCACGUACUGCUGUAUUGGGACAUAUUCAACAAGGUGUAAAUCCUAGUCCUAUGGAUCGUAUCAGAGCUACAAGACUCGCCAAGUGUAGUAUUGACUUUUUUGAAGAGCAUUCCUCUGCUGCUCUUGAAAAUGCCCAUGAACAAAACCAACCCGUCCCUGUUGAGUUAAGUAGUAUACCUGAAUCUGCUGCUGUAGUAGGUGUAUCGGGUAUCUCUGUCACAUAUCGUUCCGUAAAAGAAUUGAUUGCUGUUACAGAUAUGAAAAACCGUAAGCCUUUAGAUGCUUGGUGGAUGUCACACAGACCUCUUGUUGACCUGUUAUCUGGCCGUGGCUUGUUUACGCCUGAAGCUCAGGCUGCUUUGGCUCGUAAUCAAGCCGACAAGUAA